This is a messenger RNA of Ochotona princeps (American pika), 7938 nucleotides long. RefSeq names its product protein tyrosine phosphatase receptor type Q (gene PTPRQ). Bases 1 to 6903 code for a protein of 2300 amino acids. Gene Ontology annotation, molecular function: protein tyrosine phosphatase activity; protein binding. The transcript is spliced from 46 exons. The record is from RefSeq and is a predicted model, not a curated record. Gene Ontology annotation, biological process: protein dephosphorylation. NCBI's taxonomy places the organism in Eukaryota, Metazoa, Chordata, Mammalia, Lagomorpha, Ochotonidae.
AUGGAUUUUCUUAUUUUUCUUUUGCUUUUUGUUGGAACUACAGAGACACAGGUCGAUGUUUCCAGUGUUGUUCCUGGUACCAGGUAUGACAUAACCAUUUCUUCAAUUUCUGCUACAACGCACAGCUCACCUGUUGGUAGAACAGUGACAACAAAUGUAACAAAACCAGGGCCUCCCGUCUUCCUCGCAGGAGAAAGAGUUGGAUCUGCUGGGAUUCUUCUUUCUUGGAAUACCCCACCAAAUCCAAAUGGAAGGAUCCUAUCUUAUAUUGUUAAAUACAAGGAAGUGUGCCCCUGGAUGCAAACAGCGUACACACAAGUGAGGACCAAGCCAGACAGUCUGGAAGUUCUUCUGACUAAUCUUCAUCCUGGGACAACAUAUGAAAUCAAGGUUGCUGCUGAAAACAGUGCUGGCAUAGGAGUGUUUAGUGACCCAUUUCUCUUCCAAACUGCUGAAAGUGCUCCUGGAAAAGUUGUGAAUCUCACAGUGGAGGCCUUCAACUACUCAGCAGUAAGGUUGAUUUGGUAUUUACCUCGUCAACCAAAUGGCAAAAUUACCAGCUUCAAGAUCAGUGUGAAACAUGCCAGAAGUGGGAUAGUGGUGAAAGAUGUUUCGAUCAGAGUCGAGGACCUUUUGACAGGAAGAUUGCCAGAAUGCAACGAAAAUAGCGAAUCUUUUUUGUGGAGUACAACCAGUCCUCCUCCAACCCUCAGCAGAGUUACGCUGCCACCACGCACCACCUAUUCGUCGAGCACUCUGGCAGGGAGGAAGAUCAGCUCCGUGUGGAAGGAGCCUAUAAGUUUUGUGGUGACACACUUGAGACCUUAUACAACAUAUCUUUUUGAAGUGUCCGCUGUUACAACUGAAGCCGGUUAUAUUGACAGCACCAUUGUCAGAACACCAGAAUCAGUGCCUGAGGGACCACCACAAAACUGCGUAACUGGAAACAUCACAGGAAAAUCCUUUUCAAUUUCCUGGGAACCACCAACUAUUGUAACAGGGAAAUUCAGUUACAGAGUUGAAUUAUAUGGACCAUCAGGCCGCAUUUUGGAUAACAGUACAAAAGACCUGAAGUUUGCCUUCACUAAUCUAACUCCAUUCACCAUGUAUGAUGUUUAUGUUGCUGCUGAAACCAGUGCAGGACUUGGACCCAAGUCCAAUCUUUCCGUAUUCACUCCUCCAGAUGUUCCAGGUGCAAUUUUUGAUUUACAGCUUGCAGAGGUAGAAGCCACACAAAUAAGCAUUACUUGGAAGAAACCCCGUCAACCGAAUGGAAUUAUUAACCAAUAUCGAGUGAAAGUGCUGGUUUCAGAGACUGGUGUAAUUUUGGAAAACACUUUGCUCACAGGAAAAGAUGAGUAUAUAAAUGAUCUCAUGGUGCCAGAUAUGGGGAACAUAGCAGAGCCAGUGGCAGGAUUCUAUGAAGGUUCAGCUGAGAUAUCAUCUGAUCUGUACUCAAUUGCUUCAUUCAUAUACAAUGAUCAUUUGCAUAACGACAUUCCUGCAAGCAAUAGAGCUGGAGAAGAGAAUUCACCAGUUGUGGUGACCACAAGGAAUCAGUAUAUCACUGACAUUUCUGCUGAACAGCUGUCUUACAUUAUCAGGAGGCUUGCACCUUUCACUGAAUACAUGAUUACUGUAUCUGCUUUCACCAUCAUGGGAGAAGGACCACCAACGGUUCUCAGUGUUAGGACACAUGAGCAAGUGCCAAGCUCCAUUCAAACUAUAAGCUAUAAAAAUAUUAGUUCUUCAUCUAUUUUGUUGUAUUGGGAUCCUCCAGAAUAUCCCAAUGGAAAAAUAACUCAUUAUACAAUUUAUGCCAUGGAACUGGAUACAAACCGAGCAUUCCAGAUGACAACUGUAGAUAACAGUUUUCUCAUAACAGGAUUAAAAAAGUAUACAAAAUACAAAAUGAGAGUAGCUGCAUCAACACAGGUUGGAGAAAGUUCUUUGUCUGAAGAAAACGAUGUAUUCAUCAGAACUCCAGAAGAUGAGCCAGAAUCGUCUCCUCGAGAUGUUGAGGUAGUUGAUGUAACUGCAACUGAAAUAAGGCUGAAGUGGUCACCCCCAGAAAAACCCAAUGGGAUUAUUAUUGCAUAUGAAGUGCUUUAUGGAAAUAUGGAUACUUUGUUUAUGAAGAACACCUCAACAACAAACAUAAUUUUAAGAGACUUAAAGCCUUACACCCUCUACAAUGUCUCUGUGAGGUCAUAUACUAGGCUUGGUCAUGGCCAUCAGCUGUCUUCAUCCCUCUCUGUAAGGACUGCUGAGACUGUGCCUGAUAGUGCACCAGAAAACAUUACUUACAAAAAUAUUUCUUCUGGAGAGAUUGAGCUAUCAUUUCUUCCUCCGAGUAGUCCCAAUGGGAUCAUAGAAAAGUACACGAUUUAUCUGAAAAGAAACAACGGAAAUGAGGAAAGGACUAUAAAUGCGACUUCUUUGACCCAAAUCAUUACAGGGCUGAAGAAAUAUACCCAAUAUAUGAUUGAGGUGUCUGCUAGUACACUUAAAGGUGAAGGAGUUCGGAGUGCACCAAUAAGUAUACUCACUGAGGAAGAUGCUCCUGAUUCUCCGCCACAAGACUUCUCUGUAAAACAGUUGUCUGGUGUCACAGUGAAAUUGUCAUGGCAACCACCCCUGGAGCCAAAUGGAAUUAUUCUCUAUUACACAGUUUAUGUCUGGGACAGAUCAUCUUUAAAAACUGUUAAUGUGACUGAAACAUCAUUGGAGUUUUCAGAUUUGGACUACAAUGUUGACUAUAGUGCCUAUGUAACAGCCAGCACCAGGUUUGGUGAUGGGAAAGCAAGAAGCACUAUUAUUAACUUUCGAACACCUGAGGGAGAACCAAGUGAUCCUCCCAAAGAUGUUCAUUACAUGAAUCUCAGUUCUUCGUCAAUAAUCCUGUUUUGGACUCCUCCUUCCAAACCUAAUGGCAUCAUCCAAUAUUAUACUGUGUAUUAUAGAAAUACCUCGGGUACUUUUAUGCAGAAUUUUACACUCCAAGAAGUAAGCAAUGACUUUGACAAUAUGACCUUAUCUGCUGUAAUAGAUAAACUGGCAAUAUUCAGCUACUAUACGUUCUGGCUAACAGCAAGUACUUCUGUUGGAAAUGGGAAUAAAAGCAGUGACCUAGUUCAAGUAUACACAGAUCAAGACAUACCUGAAGGACUUGUUGGAAACCUGACAUACAAGUCUGUAUCAUCAACUGCAAUAAAUGUAAGCUGGGUCCCACCAUCUCAGCCAAACGGUCUAGUCUUCUACUAUGUGUCACUGAAUUUACAGCAGACUCCUCACCAUGAGACACCGCCUCUAAUUACGUAUGAGAGAAGCAUGUAUUUUGAUAAUCUGGAAAAAUACACUGAUUAUAUAUUAAAAAUCACUCCGUCAACAGAAAAGGGAUUUUCUGAUAUCUAUACUGCCCAGCUACACAUCAAAACUGAAGAAGAUGUCCCAGAAACCUCACCAAUAAUCAACACCUUCAAAAACCUUUCCUCCACCUCAGUUCUCCUAUCAUGGGAUCCCCCAGUAAAGCCAAAUGGUGAAAUUAUAAGUUACUAUUUAACUUUACAAGGACCAAAUGAAAAUUUUUCUUCUAUUACUUCUGAUAACUAUGUAAUCUUGGAAGAACUUUCACCAUUUACAUUAUAUAGGUUUUUUGCUGCUGCAAGAACAAUAAAAGGACUUGGUCCUCACAGUACUCUUUUCUUUUACACAGAUGAGUCAGUGCCUUUAGCACCUCCUCAAAAUUUGACUGUGAUCAACUACACUUCAGACUUUGUGUGGCUCGAAUGGAGCCCAAGUCCUCUUCCAGGCGGUGUUAUUAAAGUAUAUAGCUUUAAAAUUCAUGAUCAUGAAACCGACACUAUAUUUUAUAAGAAUAUUUCAGGUUUGCAAACAGAAGCCAAACUUGUUGGACUGGAACCAGUGAGCACCUACUCUAUCAGCGUUGCUGCCUUUACCAAAGUUGGAAAUGCCAAUCUGUUUAGUAAUGUAGUGAAAUUCACAACCCAAGAAUCAGUUCCAGAUGUAGUGCGGAACGUACAGUGUAUGGCGACUAGCUGGCAGUCCGUUUCAGUGAAAUGGGAACCGCCACAAAAGGCAAAUGGAAUAAUUACACAUUAUGUGAUCACAGCAGAAAGGAAUUCUACAAAAGUUUCUCCCCUAGAUCACAUGUAUACUUUUAUAAAACUUCUUGCCAGUACCUCCUACAUCUUCAAAGUAAGAGCUUCAACGUCAGCUGGCGAGGGUGAUGAAAGCUCGUGCAAGGUUACUACUCCACCAGAAGCAGUUCCCAGUGUUCCCACAAAUAUUACAUUUUCUAAUGUUCAGUCAACCAGUGCAACAUUAACAUGGAUAAGGCCUGACACUAUCCUUGGAUAUUUUCAAAAUUACAAGAUUACCACUCAACUUCGUGCUCAAAAAUGUGAGGACUGGGAAUCUGAAGAAUGUGUUGAAUAUCAAAAAAUUCAAUACCUCUACGAAGCUAACCUAACUGAAGAUACAGUAUAUGGAUUAAAAAAAUUUAGAUGGUACAGAUUCCAAGUGGCUGCCAGCACCAAUGCUGGCUAUGGAAAUGCUUCCAAUUGGAUUUCCACACAAACCCUGCCUGGCCCUCCAGAUGGUCCUCCUGAAAAUGUGCAUGUAGUAGCAACUUCACCUUUUAGUAUCAAUAUCAGUUGGAGUGAACCUGCUGUCAUUACUGGACCAACCUUCUAUUUAAUUGAUGUCAAAUCGGUAGAUAAUGAUGAUUUUAACAUUUCCUUCAUGAAGUCGAAUGAAGAAAAUAAAACCAUAGAAAUUAAAGAUUUAAAGAUAUUUACGAGGUACUCGGUGAUGAUCACUGCAUUCACUGGAAAUAUCAGUGCUGCCUACGGAGAAGGGAAGUCCAGUGCUGCAGUAAUCGUUACUACUUUAGAAUCAGCCCCCAAGGAUCCACCUAAUAAUAUGACAUUUCAGAAGAUUCCUGAUGAAGUGACAAAAUUUCAGUUAACAUUCCUUCCUCCUUCUCAACCUAAUGGAAACAUCCAAGUUUAUCAAGCUCUGGUAUACCGAGAAGAUGAUCCUACGGCUGUUCGGAUUCACAAUCUCAGUAUUAUUGAAAAAACUGAAACAUCUGUCAUUGCAAUGCUAGAAGGACUAAAAGGCGGACACACAUACAAUAUCAGUGUGUAUGCUAUUAAUAGUGCUGGUGCAGGGCCAAAGGUUCAAAUGAGAAUAACCAUGGACAUCAAAGCUCCAGCUAGACCAAAAACAAAGCCAAUUCCUAUUUAUGAUGCCACAGGAAGACUGCUUGUUACUUCAACAACAAUUACAAUCAGAAUGCCAAUAUGUUACUACAAUGAUGAUCAUGGACCAAUCAGAAACGUGCAAGUUCUUGUGACAGAAACAGGAGCUCAGCAUGAUGGAAAUGUAACAAAAUGGUAUGAUGCCUACUUUAAUAAAGCAAGGCCAUAUUUUACAAAUGAAGGCUUUCCUAACCCUCCUUGUACGGAAGCAAAGGCUAAGUUCAUUGGCAAUGAGGAAAUCUAUGUCAUAGGUGCUGAUAAUGCAUGCAUGAUUCCUGGGAAUGAAGACAAAAUUUGCAAUGGACCUUUGAAACCAAAAAAGCAGUACUUAUUUAAAUUUAGAGCCACAAAUGUCAUGGGACAAUUUACUGAUUCGGAUUAUUCUGACCCUGUUAAGACUUUAGGCGAAGGGCUUUCAGAAAGAACUGUAGAGAUCAUUCUUUCAGUCACACUGUGCAUCCUGUCAGUCAUACUGCUUGGAACAGCUAUUUUUGCCUUUGCAAGAAUUCGACAGAAGCAGAAAGAAGGCGGUGCCUACUCUCCUCGCGACGCAGAAAUCAUUGACACUCAGUUCAAGCUGGAUCAGCUCAUCACGGUGGCUGACCUGGAACUGAAGGAUGAGAGAUUCACGCGGUUACUUAGUUAUAGAAAAUCCAUCAAGCCAAUAAACAAGAAAUCCUUCCUGCAACAUGUUGAAGAACUGUGCACAAACAACAACCUAAAGUUUCAAGAAGAAUUUUCGGAAUUACCCAAAUUUCUUCAGGAUCUCUCUUCAACUGAUGCUGAUCUACCUUGGAAUCGAGCCAAAAACCGCUUUCCAAACAUAAAACCAUAUAACAACAACAGGGUAAAACUGAUAGCUGAUGCCAGUAUUCCUGGAUCAGAUUAUAUUAAUGCCAGUUAUGUUUCUGGAUACUUGUGUCCGAAUGAAUUUAUUGCUACGCAAGGUCCGUUACCAGGAACAGUUGGAGACUUUUGGAGAAUGGUAUGGGAAACCAGAGCAAAAACAUUAGUAAUGCUAACACAGUGCUUUGAAAAGGGACGGAUCAGAUGCCAUCAGUAUUGGCCAGAGGACAACAAACCAGUCACUGUCUUUGGAGAUAUAGUGAUUACAAAGCUUGUGGAAGAUGUGCAAGUAGAUUGGACCAUCAGGGAUCUGAAAAUUGAAAGGCAUGGAGAUUGCAUGACUGUUCAACAGUGUAACUUUACUGGCUGGCCUGAGCAUGGGGUCCCUGAAAACAGUGCCCCUCUAAUUCACUUUGUGAAGUUGGUUCGUGCAAGCAGAACACAUGAUGCCACACCUAUGAUUGUUCAUUGCAGCGCAGGAGUUGGAAGAACUGGAGUUUUUAUUGCUCUGGACCACUUAACACAACAUAUAAAUGACCAUGAUUUUGUGGAUAUAUAUGGACUAGUAGCUGAACUGAGAAGUGAAAGAAUGUGCAUGGUGCAGAACCUGGCACAGUACAUCUUUUUACACCAGUGCAUUCUGGAUCUCUUAUCACAUAAAGGAAGUAGUCAGCCCAUCUGUUUUGUUAACUAUUCAGCGCUUCAGAAGAUGGACUCUCUGGAUGCCAUGGAAGGUGACGUUGAGCUUGAAUGGGAAGAAACCACAAUGUAAAUGUUCAGAGUAAAGAAUACAACUGGAAGAUAUUUUCAAAUCCCAGGGGCCAAAAUUACCCCUUCACUCUAAAGGAUUGAAAUGUGCAACCUUAAACAAAGCACUUCCCUUACUGUGCCUUCCUACACGGAUAGAACACCUCAAGAAGAGUUCCAGGAACAACUACUUCAGGAGAGUUGACUGUCCAGAUGAAAUAUUGGGCAUUUGCAAUGUGUAACAAAAGAUGCCCCAGAGAUGUUUAAAGUCCUCUAUGUUUCUAGAACAUGCCACAUAUAAGAUUACAAUCAUAUUAGCAUUAGUAUUUCAGUGUGAUUUUGCCCUACACAUCAGACAUCAUUUUGAACACAAGCUGUAAAUGUUGAUUCAGUAGUAGUAUUUUGGCCUCCAGGGUGUUGACAUUUCUUGUGGAUAAUUUCCAGGACUGACAUGAUGAUCUGUACUUCCAUGUAUGCCCCUGUGUUUUGAAUCUUCUGUUUUAUGAGUGCUGAGAUAUCAUCUCCUGAUCCCCAACAGCUGAACAGUAACCCCCUGACACUGCAAAGAUUACUUAGCCUUUCCACAACACACAGUAGCUCUUCAGGGACACUUAGGACUAUUGAUGUUGCUUUGUGGUCUCCAGUUGGAAAAAAAAAAAUGAAAAGAGGAAUUAAAAGUGCAAAUUGCACAUUUGAAGUUAUGGAGUACCUUUCUAGCCUGCCUACAUUUGUAUCUUUCCAGUUAAAAAAUGUACCUCUUUAUUUUGUAUUCAAAUACAUAUUUAAAUGUCAGAGUUUUACCUAUUAGAUGUAUAUUCCAAAAACUAGCAUUUUUGCAGGGUUUCUUAAGCAGAAAUAUAUAUCUCCAUAUAUAUAUACAGAGAAAGAGUAGUGUGUUAUAAACUAAUGAUUGUCCUGCUGUGGUGCCAACAGACUUCUGAAUGCAUUACAUUAAAUGAUCUUUAAUCUUUCAAGAGUGAUUAUUAAGAAAUGUAUUUGGUGGAACUAUAAACAAAGACAAUGACUAAGUUAUAAAAGUCAGAGAUUUUUCUUUUCUUAA